Messenger RNA from Xyrauchen texanus (razorback sucker), 3018 nucleotides. RefSeq names its product U3 small nucleolar RNA-associated protein 6 homolog. Lineage: Eukaryota; Metazoa; Chordata; Actinopteri; Cypriniformes; Catostomidae. The transcript has 19 exons. Gene Ontology annotation, cellular component: small-subunit processome; Pwp2p-containing subcomplex of 90S preribosome. The record is from RefSeq and is a predicted model, not a curated record. Gene Ontology annotation, molecular function: snoRNA binding; protein binding. Bases 118 to 1899 code for a protein of 593 amino acids. Gene Ontology annotation, biological process: maturation of SSU-rRNA from tricistronic rRNA transcript (SSU-rRNA, 5.8S rRNA, LSU-rRNA).
UUUCCCUUCCACACGUGUGUAGGGAUGUGAAGCUGUUCAAGUUUAUCUUAUUCUACUAAAACUAUAAAUAUCUUACACUUUUUAUAAAGUUUUUUUUUUUUCACACAAACAUUACAAAUGGCUGAUAUUGUGCAACAGCGAAUAGAGGACAGAAUUCCUGCGCUUGAGCAGCUGGAAAGAGUCGGCCUGUUCACCAAUAAAGAAGUCAAAUCCAUGCUGAAAAGAUCCACUGCUCUGCAAUACAAGCUGCACCGAGCUGUUCCGAGUAAAGACGACUUUAUUGCAUACAUACAGUAUGAAAUAAAUGUCCUGGAACUCAUCAAGAAGAGGAGAUCAAGAAUUGGCUACCAUUUUAAACGGGAGGAAAUAGAGUUUCCUGUCAUUCAUUGCAUAAACAAUGUUUUUAGAAGGGCUACAACAAAAUGGCAGGAGGAUGUACAGCUCUGGCUUUCUCAGGUUGCCUUUAAUAAGAAAUGGGGCACAAAGACUCAGCUUAGUAAGGUUUUGUCAUCUAUGUUAGCUAUCCAUCCUGACAAACCAGCUCUGUGGAUAAUGGCUGCUAAGUGUGAGUUGGAAGACAGGAACUCUUCAGAGAGUGCCCGUCAUCUUUUCCUACGUGCCUUGCGCUUUCAUCCUGAAAAUAAGAAAGUCUACCAGGAGUAUUUCAGGAUGGAGCUUAUGCAUGCUGAGAAACUGAGGAAACAGCAGCAGGAGUUGGAACAAGCUAAAAUAGAUGUGAGGGAAUAUGAGUUUUCUCCAGAGAUCUUAAGUGGUAAACUGGCUGAGGUGGUGUAUCGAGAUGCUACACAAAAAAUUAAAGGGGCUGAAUUUGUCUUGUCACUGCUACAGAUUGCUGCUAUCUUUGACUUCACACAGGAGCUACAGGACACCAUACUGCAAGAGCUGCAGAGUCAGUAUAAUGAAGACUGUCUGAUGUGGGAUUUCAUGGCUAAGAGAGAAAUGGAUGCUGCAGUGGCCCCUGAGCGCCAGUCAGCGAAAGGUAGAGCCUUGGCUACAGACCGCAGAGAAGAGCGCUGCUGUGUCGUUUAUGAAGAGGCUCUAAAGAACCUUAAUACAGAGACCAUGUGGACGUGCUAUGUUACAUUCUGUCUUGAGAGAUAUAAGAGGAAGACAAAUGUCAUUGAACUUCAGGAGAAGAGAAAAGAACGGUUACUCCGAGUCUUACAGAGUGCUCACGACGCCAGGCUUCUGCAAGAGACGUUCUACAAGAGCUGGCUACAGGUCCUGUCGGCAGGAGAUAAACGAUCUGCUACGCAAAUCGCCAUCACAGCCAUCCAGCGCUUCAGCCAAUCAGUGGAGAUGUGGAUCCUCAGCCUGCAGACAUUGGUCCAUUUUGAAAGCGCAGAGGUGGGACAUCUAUUCCAGGAAGCUCUGAAACAUGUGAAUCCCAAGGAAAUUCUGCCCAUUUGGCAGCUGCAGGCAGAUUGGAGCAUGAAUUCACAGACACCAGAGGAAACGGAGGCCUUUUUUCAGAAAGGGCUUUUGUCUCAAGUUCCUGCUGUAUCAUCUUCCAUGAAGGAAAAAUACCUUGAAUGGUCGUAUAAAACUGGUGACUACAAAAGGGCCAGAAAAGUUUUUUCAAGUUUACAUGAACACAGACCCUUCACCAAGUUAUUCUUCAUGAAGAUGGUUCAGAUUGAGAAAGAGCAGGAGACCCCAAAGAUGAGUAACCUCAGAGAUUAUUACGAGCGAGCACUUCGUGAGUUCGGCUCCUCAGAUGAAGAUCUCUGGAUUGACUACAUCAAGGAAGAGUUGGGCAGGUACGGAAACCCAGAGAACUGUGGAAAGCUCCACUGGAGGGCUGUUAAGACCUUGGAGGGUGAAAGUGUUGAGCAUUUCACAACCCAGUACACGCUGCUGCAGACUGGGCAUAUCUAGAGCCAGCAUGUACCCUCAACAUAUUGCUCUUUUAUUGUUCAUAUAUGGAGUACAAAGUGGCUGAUAGUUUUAGGGAUUUCUCUUUGAAAAUACAAAUACCCAUGUUGUAACUGUAAAGGAACUUAUUGUUUUGCCUUUUUUGAAAAUUUGGUAUGUACACAUUCGUUCUUUCCUGUUAUUCCAAAAAUAUUUUUUUUUUUGUAUUUGUGCAGAUCCUUGCUUACACCAGCACACCCCUAAAAAAAAGUUAAAUACAACUAACAAGACAAGUAAAUGUGAAAUUCUGGAAUAUGUCAUCAGUAGUAGGUAACGGUGACCUGAAUGGCCUUAAUGUUUUGAGGAAACAUGAAAUGCUAGUACUAUACCUUAUAAAGCUAGACAUUAGUUUUUGCCAACAGUACAUCAUAAAAACGACAAGAAACAUGUAAUAAAAUAAUUAAACCAUGUUAAAAGACAUUGUUGGGAAAUUAACAGAUUAAAAACCUGUAAACUUAAACACAAAGUAAAGUCUUGCCUUAAAGGUGCACUCAAACUUUUUGCUUGUGUCAUCUAAGACUUGCAGUGAGACCUAGUGGCGUGGAUGCAGCAUCAUUCAAACUCCGUUUUCAGUCACACAUGCCAUUUGAAGAAAUUCAUUAUUCACAGUCAGCCAUCAUUAAUGUAAUCCAAGAGUGAAAGUGCCCAAUAACAGGCUGGUUACUGAGAUUAAGUUGAGAUCUCAACAUGACAGCGCCCAUCAGGGGACCUUCUUCAUGUAGAAUAAAAUGGCAUUUAUAUGGUUAUAACUGGAUUCUUCAUUUCAUGCGAGUGCUCAUGAUUUUGUAUAUACUGUAUGUUUAAGUUUCAAUGAAUUAGGACAAACUUUUUAAUGACAAAAUUACGGAGUCCACUUUUAAACAACUAUAUUCAAUGUCACUUAAGUAGUUUAGUAGUAGUUGUUAAUACAUUGAACUCUACAUCAGGUGCCUUUCUGGAGUAAGGGCACUUCAAGUUCACUUAUCAAGCUGUGUAAUCAAGUGUUUAAUUAAUUUCAUUGAUGCCUUUCAUGUAUAAAUAGUACAGGAGACUACCAUGGAUCUGAGAAAAAAAAGCUAUAUCAGAUGAACAAAAUAAAUAUAA